GGCAUCACAGAGGGACUGACACUCCUUCUUGGACUGCGGACUGCUCUUGGCCAGAAUCUUUCUCACAGCUUGCUCUAGCCUCAGUUCUUUUUUACUUUGCUUGCACCAAUUAGAUUAGACUGACUAGUGAAAGGCAAAAAUGAGACAGAGCAUGACCACCUCUAGUAUGAGGAGCGGUGGAUUACAAAGAACGGCUCAAUCAAUGAUUGUGCCAAGUAGCAGGCAAAGAAUGAGCUACGUGUCCAUGUCCAGGGCAGCUCCUGUUAGCAGUUCAUUCUCAAGUUCCAGCAGCUAUAUGGGUGGUGGUGGCUUUGGUGGUGGUGGUGGUGGUGGCUUUGGUGGUGGUGGCGGCGGCGGCUAUGGGGGUGGAAUGGGAUUAUCACUUGGUGGUGGUGGUGGAGGAGGAGGAUUCAGUAGCCUUGGUGGUGGAUAUGGUGGCGGAUAUGGUGGACUCGGUGGCGGUGGAUUUGGUGGUGGAUUUGGCGGUGGAAUGGCUCCACCAAUGCCAAUCACAGCAGUCACCGUUAACCAGAGUUUACUGGCCCCUCUCAACCUGGAAAUUGAUCCCAACAUUCAGCAAGUCCGAGCCCAAGAAAAGGAGCAGAUCAAGACCCUCAACAAUCGCUUUGCCUCCUUCAUUGACAAGGUCCGCUUCCUGGAGCAGCAGAACAAGAUGCUGGAGACCAAAUGGAACCUCCUGCAAGAGCAAAGUGGUAGUGGUCCAGGUGGUGCAAGAUCCAAUAUUGAACCCAUGUUUGAAGCCUACAUUGCCAAUCUGCGUCGGCAACUGGACGGCUUGAACAAUGAGAAAAUUAAACUGGAAAGUGAUUUGAAAAACAUGCAAGGCUUGGUGGAAGACUUCAAGAACAAGUAUGAAGAUGAAAUCAACAAAAGGGCUGCAGUGGAAAAUGAUUUUGUCCUGCUGAAAAAGGAUGUUGAUGGUGCUUACAUGAACAAGGUUGAACUGGAGGCCAAGGUCGAGGCACUUCAAGAUGAGAUUAACUUCUUGCGUGCCCUCUACGAUGCGGAGCUCAAUGAAUUACAGAAUCAGGUUAAAGACACCUCAGUGAUUUUAGAGAUGGACAACAGUCGCAAUCUCGAUCUGAACGCCAUCGUGGCAGAAGUGCGCGCUCAGUAUGAAGACAUUGCCAACCGUAGCCGAGCAGAGGCUGAGAACUGGUACAAGCAGAAGUAUGAGGAGAUGGCAACGUCAGCUGGAAAACACGGUGAUGACCUGAAAAACACCAAAUCUGAAAUAUCAGAACUGAACCGUUUGAUCAACCGACUGACAGCUGAAAUUGAAGCACUCAAGGGACAGAGAGCGAACUUGGAGACGGCAAUCGCUGAAGCAGAGGAACGUGGGGAGCUGGCAGUGAAAGAUGCAAAGGCCCGCAUCGCUGAUCUGGAGGCCGCCUUGCAGAAAGCCAAACAAGAUAUGGCCCUGCAGGUCCGUGAAUACCAGGAGCUGAUGAAUGUCAAGCUGGCCCUGGACAUUGAGAUCGCCACCUACAGGAAACUACUGGAAGGCGAGGAGAGCAGGCUCAGUUCAGGAGGAGGUGCAGUCACGGCUGUCCACGUGCAGUCAUCUUCUACUAGCGCUUCAUCUGGAGGAGGAUUCGGUGGAGGAUACAGUAGCCUUGGUGGCGGAUAUGGUGGCGGAUAUGGUGGACUCGGUGGCGGUGGAUUUGGUGGUGGAUUUGGCGGUGGAAUGGCUCCACCAAUGCCAAUCACAGCAGUCACCGUUAACCAGAGUUUACUGGCCCCUCUCAACCUGGAAAUUGAUCCCAACAUUCAGCAAGUCCGAGCCCAAGAAAAGGAGCAGAUCAAGACCCUCAACAAUCGCUUUGCCUCCUUCAUUGACAAGGUCCGCUUCCUGGAGCAGCAGAACAAGAUGCUGGAGACCAAAUGGAACCUCCUGCAAGAGCAAAGUGGUAGUGGUCCAGGUGGUGCAAGAUCCAAUAUUGAACCCAUGUUUGAAGCCUACAUUGCCAAUCUGCGUCGGCAGCUGGACGGCUUGAACAAUGAGAAAAUUAAACUGGAAAGUGAUUUGAAAAACAUGCAAGGCUUGGUGGAAGACUUCAAGAACAAGUAUGAAGAUGAAAUCAACAAAAGGGCUGCAGUGGAAAAUGAUUUUGUCCUGCUGAAAAAGGAUGUUGAUGGUGCUUACAUGAACAAGGUUGAACUGGAGGCCAAGGUCGAGGCACUUCAAGAUGAGAUUAACUUCUUGCGUGCCCUCUACGAUGCGGAGCUCAACGAAUUACAGAAUCAGGUUAAAGACACCUCAGUGAUUUUAGAGAUGGACAACAGUCGCAAUCUCGAUCUGAACGCCAUCGUGGCAGAAGUGCGCGCUCAGUAUGAAGACAUUGCCAACCGCAGCCGAGCAGAGGCUGAGAACUGGUACAAGCAGAAGUAUGAGGAGAUGGCAACGUCAGCUGGAAAACACGGUGAUGACCUGAAAAACACCAAAUCUGAAAUAUCAGACCUGAACCGUUUGAUCAACCGACUGACAGCUGAAAUUGAAGCACUCAAGGGACAGAGAGCGAACUUGGAGACGGCAAUCACUGAAGCAGAGGAACGUGGAGAGCUGGCAGUGAAAGAUGCAAAGGCCCGCAUCGCUGAUCUGGAGGCCGCCUUGCAGAAAGCCAAACAAGAUAUGGCCCUGCAGGUCCGUGAAUACCAGGAGCUGAUGAAUGUCAAGCUGGCCCUGGACAUUGAGAUCGCCACCUACAGGAAACUACUGGAAGGCGAGGAGAGCAGGCUCAGUUCAGGAGGAGGUGCAGUCACAGCAGUCCACGUGCAGUCAUCUUCUACUAGCGCUUCAUCUAGUGGAGGAGGAGGAUUUGGAAUGGGAGGAGGAGGAGGAGGAGGAGGAUUUGGAAUUGGAGGAGGAGGAGGAGGAGGAUUUGGAGUUAGAAUGGGAGGAGGAGGAGGAGGAUUCAGCAGUAGCAUGUCACGUAGUGGUGGCGGUGGCCUCACAAUGGGUGGGGGACGCAUUUCAAGCUCCUCAAGCAGCGUAACUCAAACAAGACGUUUUUAGCACACAAACUUCCACUUUCCUGACAAAGUACCACACAACACAUUCAACAACCUGAGUGUGUUCUAAAUGCUUUUUCCUUGUCUUAGUUUUUCUUAUUAACUCACACACCCAAAAAACAUACUUAUUGUCAGCAGGAGAACAUCAUAGAUGUGACACAGUGAGAUGUGAUUUGGAAAGGUUAUGUACUAUUAGACAAUAAAACUAAGUCAUCCUUAACAAGGUCAUGUUAACAGAUAACAAAACAAUUAGGAACACCACAACAGAAGAUCACGCAAUAUAAGCAUUGACCAUAACUAAAGAUCCUCUCAACAUUUAUAAAGAAGGCUUUCUGGCAGAACACUAAGCAGAAUUUCCUAAAUAUGGGGACAAGUCCCACACACUCAGUUUUCUGGUUUAGUUCCUGCUGCCACCCAACACUUCACAUCUGAUCAAGUGAACCUGGUCUGUACACUUUCAGAACUACAAUUCAUGAAUAUGUAGAACUUUCCACUCUUUUUUCUCCCAGCCCCUAAGAAAAAGCGCCGACUUGCUCAGUUUCUAUCCAUAACCUGUGAGCAAGCAGAUAUUUUGGUCAAGCUCUUCCUCAUUUCAAGAAAUAGGUCAGGAUUGGCAGAGAACACACUUGAUUACAUAUCAGCACACUUCACUACUUUACAGUGUUUUUACUGUAUAGUGAAAUCAUGAAACAAUUGAAUUUGUAUUUUGUUAUAAGCAAAGUGCAACCUUAUAGAGCAUUCCCAACAAAAUAGUUUUGUAUUCAAUGAAAAAAUAAAAGAUGUUUUACCAGGUGCUACUAAGACUAUGGCUCUGCCCAAGGGAGACUCCAAGGAGUUGCCACAUGCUAGACUACAAAGAAGCAAUGAGAUCAAGUGAGAUGAAGUGUGUGUAUAGACACUGGCUGGGUCAUCGAGUGCCAUAAUUCUCAGGGACUUCUGAAUGUUUCCUCAGAGUACAAGGAAGCAGCCUGUUUGACACCUUGAGGGAUGCUGAAAGUGGGCAUCGUGUUGUUCUUAACAUGCAUUGAGCACUCGGGGUUAGCUAGGCCUAUUGUUCCAUGAGAACAGCCUUUGUGUCCAUCACUCAUACGAUUAUGUAAACUUCUCUGUUCUGGAUGUUCUGCUACUAAUCAGUCAUCUGAAAUAAUCCUGAUUAUUAUUACUGAGGAAUUGCUGAAGAGAAAACCCUAACAACCGACCUCUGAAACAGAUUGGCUCUGUAUUGCAAACAAUCCAAUAAACCUGUAUUGACCAAA
Messenger RNA from Erpetoichthys calabaricus (reedfish), 4289 nucleotides. Its product is annotated as keratin, type II cytoskeletal 8-like. Gene Ontology annotation, molecular function: structural constituent of skin epidermis. The transcript is spliced from 18 exons. Bases 140 to 3037 code for a protein of 965 amino acids. Gene Ontology annotation, biological process: keratinization; intermediate filament organization. Gene Ontology annotation, cellular component: keratin filament. The record is from RefSeq and is a predicted model, not a curated record. NCBI's taxonomy places the organism in Eukaryota, Metazoa, Chordata, Cladistia, Polypteriformes, Polypteridae.